Messenger RNA from Euleptes europaea (tarantolino), 825 nucleotides. RefSeq names its product msh homeobox 2 (gene MSX2). The transcript is spliced from 2 exons. Bases 1 to 756 code for a protein of 251 amino acids. Gene Ontology annotation, cellular component: nucleus. Gene Ontology annotation, biological process: regulation of transcription by RNA polymerase II; embryonic morphogenesis. The record is from RefSeq and is a predicted model, not a curated record. NCBI's taxonomy places the organism in Eukaryota, Metazoa, Chordata, Lepidosauria, Squamata, Sphaerodactylidae. Gene Ontology annotation, molecular function: RNA polymerase II transcription regulatory region sequence-specific DNA binding; DNA-binding transcription factor activity, RNA polymerase II-specific.
AUGUCUUCCCCGGCCAAGGCGAAGGAGGCGUUCUCCUCCUCGGACGAGGAGAGCCCCGGGGCCGAGGAGCCCCGCCGAGCCAAGGUCUUGCCUUUCAGCGUGGAGGCGCUCAUGUCCGACAAGAAGCCCCCCCGGGAGGCCGGCGCCGGCCUGGAAGGGGCCGCCGGCCCGGGGACGUCCCGGCCCCUGCUCCUGGCCGGCCACGCCGCCCGGGAAGCGGCCAGCCCCGGGGGGCUUACAAAAACCUUCGAGACCUCGUCGGUCAAGUCCGAGAACUCCGAGGACGGCUCGCCGUGGAUCCCGGAGGCUGGCAGAUACUCCCCGCCCCCGAGGCACCUGAGUCCCACAGCCUGCACCCUGAGAAAGCAUAAGACCAAUCGGAAGCCCCGAACACCUUUUACCACCUCUCAGCUGCUGGCUUUGGAACGCAAAUUCCGUCAGAAGCAGUACCUCUCCAUUGCUGAAAGAGCCGAGUUCUCCAGCUCUCUUAACCUCACAGAGACCCAAGUGAAAAUCUGGUUCCAAAACCGGAGGGCCAAGGCAAAGAGACUGCAAGAAGCUGAGCUGGAGAAGUUAAAAAUGGCGGCCAAGCCCAUGUUGCCUUCCGGCUUCAGCCUCCCUUUCCCCAUCAACUCCCCCCUCCAAGCCGCCUCGCUCUAUGGAACGUCGUAUCCCUUUCAUAGACCUGUGCUUCCCAUCCCGCCUGUAGGACUCUAUGCUACUCCUGUCGGAUACAGCAUGUACCACUUGUCGUAAGAAGAUUGGAAGGUGUUGCGGCAUUGCUAUAGACUUCCUGGUGGACCUCGGCCCAUCGAAGAGUGCAGU